GAAGCACCUUCACAAAACACCUCCACCAUCACAAUGGUUCGCAGCAGAAAACGAAAGCACGACGAUACGGAUGCCAUCACCGUCAGUAGCCCGUCGAGAAAGGAGGUCAAGAGGUCAAAGGGUUGCCCCGACCGCCUCACGUCGGGUAUCCCGACUACGAAGGGUUUGUCUCAGAGUGAGGGGAAAAGACAGGAACAACGUCACGUAGCUAACGAGCUCGGCCAUGUUCAAUCCUCCACUCUCCGCAUCGGUGUUUGCUUGGCUCGUAAACCACCAGCUCCGGAUAUCUCCCAAAAGUUCGAUGCCUUUGGUUCCGCCUUUGCGGAGCUCAUCAUAGCGGCUCCCAAUAUUAACAUGGAGAAGCGUCUUGGUGAGGAGAAGGCGAACUUCUUUACGGCUGUGCGCACGAUGUUCGAGGCCGGAGAUCUGCCGUGGUUGGAUGAAUACAUGAAGAAGGCGAGGGAGACACGAGGGAGUACCGAGAAGCCGAAGGAAACCCUGCCCGCAAGCGGAAAUAAUUCAACAGGACCUUUCAAGAGCGGAGUCCCCGCUUUGGCAUCUACCUCUCCGUUAGCCGUAGACACAGCCCCGCUCUACUCCCCGUUGUCCUCCUGGCCUCCUCCUCUCCCGGAGAUCCACAGUAACGAACUUCGCCAGCAAGCCUUUACGCAUAAGUCCUUCAUCAAAGGGGAAGACGCUGGCCUCCCGGGCACCGAACAGCAACACUACGAGCGUCUCGAAUUUCUUGGCGACUCCUAUCUCCAAUCCAUUACCUCCCGAAUCCUCUAUAACCGCUUUCCCAAACUCCGCGAGGGUCCCCUCUCCGAUAUGCGGCAGCAACUAGUUGCCAACAGGCCCCUCUCCACGUAUGCGACCAUCUACCGCUUCCACGACAAAGUUCGCGAGUCCAAGGGCCAGAACACAGCAGCGCCUGUAGCUCUGGUCCACAACUCCCGCGGGACGCUCAAGGAUAUGGGCGUCAACAAGACCCUCGCGGAUUGCUUUGAAGCAUACAUAGCCGCUAUCGUGCUCGAUUCCCCGAACGGCGUGGACCUUGCGCAGCGCUGGCUUGCGGAAUUAUUCGAGCCGAAGUUGAAGGAGAUGGAGAUCCAGCGCGCGUCUGUUGGCCCGGUUGACAAAAUGGCGAAACAAACGUUGAAUACUAUCGUUGGGGGGAAUAGAGCUACAGUGGAUUAUAAAUGGACCGAUGGUCAAGGUGGAAAUAAAGGCGGUUACUGGAUUACAGUGUAUCUGACUGGUUGGGGGUUUAAUAAGAGGGAGAUUGGAUCCGGAUGGGGGAAUAACAAAGGGUACUAUACCCCUCCCCUUGCCUUCUUUCUCCCCAUAGUGCACAGGAUCCAUUCACCUGCCUAACAUUUUGGGAAAACAGUGAAGCAACCCUCCGCGCAGCAAUGAACUGCAUAUCCAACCCAGAGUUUUGCAAAGAGAUGACUGCCAUUAAGACCAAGUACCUCGGACCAAAGCCUCACCCUCUCCCACCAAGCAACGCUCCAUAUAUCAGACAAGUCAGCCCGGAGUACAUCCCGCCGGAAUAAUCUUCGCUCUUUCUCCCCCCAAUUCUUCUUUUUCCUUCCACAAAAAAAUACGGAGACACUCACUUCCGUCUGCUGAUUUACAUAUUCUUUCACCCUUUCUCCCCCCACUGGGACUGGGAUGUCCAUCUUAUUUUCGUCCCUGUUUGGCGCGGCGCAAUUUAUAUAUAUAUAUAUAUAUAUAAACCCUGUUUCCCUUGGAUUCGGUUCUUAGUAAAGCUCGAAUCUCUUUGACCAAAGAGCACAAAAAAAGCCCCCAAUUUUUGUGGCGUGCCAAAUAGAGCCCUAUUGUUAUUAUUUUAUUUUAUUUUCUACCUCUCCAUCCUCCCCCCUCCACUUACCUACCCUUUACCUCCAUCCCUUUGGUCCAAUGGAGAGCCAGAGAGAGGGAGGGAAAGGGGAGAAAAAAAUUAUGUACCCGUUUCCAGCGUGGUGAUACAUUAUAGGCGUUUUUUUUUUUUUUCGUUUUUCCUCGUUUGUUUUUCUGUCUAGGUGUUUCAUUUCUCCUUCAGGGUCCGGGUUAGUUUAUGCAUUCUCCUAUGAUAUAUUCUUAUAUCAUGAAAAUUAGGGAUCUGAGGGAAAGGGAGGGGGGGGGGGGGGCAGGAGGGUGGCUGUAUCAUA
Tuber aestivum (summer truffle) is the source of this 2174-nucleotide messenger RNA. NCBI's taxonomy places the organism in Eukaryota, Fungi, Ascomycota, Pezizomycetes, Pezizales, Tuberaceae. The record is from the annotation of a GenBank genome assembly.